GUAUAAACCGGAAGCACAUGUAAACAAAGAAAGUUGUUUACAAAUUGAAAAAAUUGAACAAGAACGCUCAGAAUGGCCCAGGAAGCAGUUGACCAGAAGAAAGAUAUGGAUGAGGAGGAUGAAGAAGAUCACGAUGAAAGCAUGGAAGAUGAUGAGGAUUUGUCAGAGGAGGAUAUGGAGGAAGACAAACAAGGGUCGCUAGCCAAGGCAGCCAUCACUGGCCGCAGUGUCACAUUACAGAUGCUAAUAUCAGAGAAAAUCAUUGAACCUGGCCCAGCAUUGCUCUCUCUGAAGUACCUGGGACGAAGGUUCAUUGCUGACUUACUGCCUGAUGGCAAAAUUCAGAUGCCUGGAACAAAAGAGACUUUUACUUCUCCCAGUGCCUGGGCCAUUCACUGCAAGAAACAAGUCAACCCUCACAAAAAGUCAGGCUGUGGGUGGGCUUCUGUGAUGUACAAAGAACGAAAGCUUGACAUCUGGAAGGCAGCGUGGUUUCGUAAACACAGAUCAUCCAGUCCCGCACGUAAUAAUCCAGAGACUUCAAAUUCCCAGUCUCCCAGGUCUCCAUGGAGUGUACGGGAGGACACAAAUGAUUCCCGCCCAGAAACAAACGGAAAACUGUCCAUGACACGCUUGGCUGAGGAGAGACUGACGGAGGAUUCUCAAUCCUCUGGGAUGCCCCGCCCCGCUCACACCAGUACACCCAAUCAGAAUGGAAAAACGGAGGCGAAACGGCUUCAUGGUGAAACUGUUGGAUUUCAAGAGGAGGCCCUGAAUUUAUCAUUAAAGACACCCAAAUCUCCUCCAAGAAGAGAUUCUCGGAACAACUCUGAGUCUGAAUCAUUUACCGAGAAAAAUAAUAACCACAGCGAGAGACAGUGUAUCAAACACGCCUCUCUAAAGUCUCGCAGUCAGAACAUUGAUCCUCAGACCCUUGUUGAAUGUGAAUCUUUCAAGGAGAUGGAGAAAGUUCAGCCUUUCACAGUAUCUAUUGCCAGCAAUGCUCUGCUACUGAUGGAUUUCCAUUGCCACCUGACUACCAGUGAAGUGGUGGGGUACCUCGGGGGGAGGUGGAACCAGAAGACACAGCAUUUAACCAUUGUUAGUGCCUUUCCAUGCAGAUGUAGACUUGCCGAUAGCAAGAAGGCACCCAUGAUUGAAGAAGAGAUCCGUCAAGCCAUAAGUGCCUCAGGCCUGAUUCUUGUGGGGUGGUACCACAGUCAUCCCUUUUCUCAGGCCAGCCCCUCAGUCAAGGACAUAGACUGUCAAAUGUCCUACCAGCUGUGUAUGAAGGGCUCCGGCUCCAACUACUUCCCCUGUGUAGGAGUCAUCAUUGCUCCUUACAACAGAGAGAGGACAAAAAAAGAAUCAGCUUGCAGAAUGUACAUGGUCAUGCCGCCUUUAGAUGAUCAGCCCUCUGACUAUGGCAUUCCGAUGAUCGUGAAGUACUCCUUACAGAAAAAUCUCUCCGUGACAGAGGAGCUACUUAGUGAAAUGAAAGCUGUGACUGAUUUUUAUCAUGGUGGACCAGAUUGGAUAAAGUUUCGACAGUCUUGGCAGCCCACGCUUACCUACCUAGACAAAUUAAAGGGUUCCCUGGUCUCUAAACUCCCUGAAGAUCAGAUGGAGAAUGGAACAUUUUUGGAAUUUGUUCAGCAUUUAAUUCUAACAAAGUAAACUGAAAAUGGUUGGACAUAAGCUUAUGAACCAAAUCCGAGCUUCAUUUGCAACAAGGUUAGAAGGACUAUGCAAAGCACUGUGGAAAAUUGCUAUUUAUUGAAAAAUGAUUGCAUGAAAAUGAGGAAGGUUCAGAACUACAUUCUGCAGAUCUUGAUUAUGGUGAUAUUAUAAUUGAAGGAAUAGCUUCCAAUCAAAAUUUAAACUUUUGUGUUGUAUGUAAAUGUUUUUUAUUAAUUUUGACAUGCAUUGUGAAUAGAUCUGUCUUCCUUUACACAAUCAACCAAUAAUAUUGUGAUAGUCUCAGGUCAUACAAAAAGUUUUUGAUUUUCCGUUAAAAUGGGCAAUUAAACAUGUACGGUACUUAUACUGAUAGUUCAAAGUUUGCUGUUUCUCAAUAUCAUUGUCUUUCUCUUCAUGUGUUUAAAUGAAUUGGUCUUCUAUGCAAAGAAUAUAUGAAAAGUGUUCAAUAAGAAGAUUUAUACCUGAUUUAUAAUGAUGAUACAUACAUAGAACAUUUAAAUAAAAACAAUUAUACAUGAGAUAUAAUUAUAUGUACGAUAUACCCAGGUAUGACUAUGGCAUACAGGAAAUAUCUGUAUUUCGUGCAGUCAAAUAUAUUUAUUGAAUUAUGUUUUAUUUAUUAACAGCCAUUUCACGGCAAGAAGUAGACUUAGGAUAGUACCGGUAAAUAUAUCACAAUUUAGAGUGCAUCGGUUUCAUUAAUAAGCUACUUGAAGUAAGGAAUAUGUACUUAAAUAUGUAAUAUCCCUUUAUACAUGCAUAAUCAUUAUUGUAUGACUAAGUUUGAAUCAAAAAACGUCUUAAAACCAGAUUUUGAUAUUCUUGAAAUUAAUGUUUGUUGAGUGUACAUGUAUUAGUACAUUUUUUGGACAGAAAUGAAAUGUGCACUUUAUGUGUAGAUUUCCUUUAGAUCUGUGUUAUUGUUUUCUGUUUAUAUAUACCAAUAGACUUAGUAGUGAGUUUUCAUUUUUUAACUUAACUUUGUAUAAAACUGACUAUUGAAUGAACUUAUGAACUCACCAUUGAACCUAUUGGGAAAUGCUAAUGGCUGAGUGGAUAAAAUCAAUCUACUGAUGAAAACAUAGUGUAUUUAUAGACAAAGUUUCUAUUUUGCUACUUUUUAAAAGUAUGACUGUAAACUAUCAAGGCAACACUUAAUUCUAUUGUUAACAAAGGCAGCAGACAUUUACCUGGUAUUCAGGUUUUUGGAAAUAGUUUUAGAGGUGAUAUACAUGAACCAAUGUGUGAUUUCAUUACUGAUUUCAUCACUGAGAUGUUAACUACGUUUCAUUUUUAGCUCACCGAGACGAAGUCAAGGAGAGCUUAUGCUAUACCCUCGGCGUCGGCGUCGGCGGUGGCGUCGGCGUCGGCGUCGGCGUCCGGACCUGGUUAAAGUUUUUGUUGCAGGUCCUGUAUCUAAGCUAUUACUUGUCCUGUCUUCACCAAACUUGCAUGGAUGAUGCAUCUGGACCUACUUAUGGACUUGAAAGACUUGGAUGCUGAAUCUGGGUCCUAAAUUUCAGAUGCUGGAGGAGGUUAAGGUUGUUGGACCAGGUUAAAGUUUUUGUUGCAGGUGCCCUUUGAUAGCAAUAUCUUAGUUACUGCUGGUCCGUACUUCACCAAACUUGCAUGGAUGGUGUGUCUUAUGAUACUGAUGCACCAGACAGGUUUGAGUGCUGAAUCUGAGCUAUAGGUUGCGGAUGCUGGAGGAGGUUAAGGUUUUUGGAGCAGGUUAAAGUUUUUGUUGCAGGUGCCCAUUGAUAGCAAUAUCUAAGUUACUACUGGUCCUAACUUCACCAAACUUGUAUGAAUGAUGCGUCUUAUGAUACUAAUGCACCUGACAAGCUUGAAUGCUGAAUAUGAGCAAUAGGUUUCGGAUGCUGGAAGAGGUUAAGGUUUUUAGAGCUGGUUAAAGUUUUUGUUGCAGUUGCCCUCUGAUGAUUAUAUCUUAGUUACUACUGGUCCUAACUUCACCAAACUUGUAUGGAUGGUGCGUCUUAUGAUACUGAUGCACCUGACAAGCUUGAAUGCUGAAUCUGAGCAAUAGGUUUCGGAUGCUGGAGGAGGUUAAGGUUUUAAAAGCUGGUUAAAUAAAGUUUUUGAAACAGGUGCCCUCUGAUGAUGAUAUCUUAGUUAUUACUUGUCCUUACUUCACCAGACUUCCAUGGAUGGUGUGUCUUAUGAUACUGAUGCACCUGACAGGCUUGAAUGCUGAGUGUGAGCCAUAGGUUUCAGAUGCUGGAUAAAGUUAAGUUUUUUGGAACAGGUCACAAGUUUAAUAGAUGAUAGUACUAUUUCAAACUUGCAUAGUUGAUUUAACUGUAAUAUGAAUGAAUCGCAGAGGUAACUUCAGAUGCAGAGCUUGAUCUCCAUUAUCAAGGAUGCUAAAAAAUAAAUCUUAGUUAUUACAGGUCCUAACUUCACCAAACUUGAAUGUAUGGUGUGUCUUAUGAUACAGAUGCACCUGACAGGCAUGGAUGCUGAAUCUGAGCUAUAGGUUGCGGAUGCUGGAGGAAGUAAAGGUUUUAAUUGCUAGUGCCCUCUGAUGAUGAUAUCUUAGUUAUUACUGGUCCAAACUUCACCAAACUUGCAUGGAUGAUGGGUCUUAUGAUACCAAUGCACCUGAUGGGCUUGAAUGCUGAAUCUCAGCCAUAGGUUUUGGAUGCUGGAUGAGGUUAGUUUUUUGGAACAGUUCACAUGUUUUAUAGAUGAAAGCUUGCAUAGUUGAUUUAACUUUAUUAUAAAUUAAACGCAGAGGUUGCUUCAGAUGCAGAGCCUGAUCUCCAUUAUCAAGGAUGCUAAAGAAAUCUCCUACCUCACUCAAACCAGCUUGAUAGAUAGAUGUGUUUGUUGAUAAAUGAUAUAACAUGAUUCCUAUGAUAUUGUAUGAUAUGAAACAAUAUUGUUUGAUAUGAUACAAUAUGAUAUCAUAUGUUAUAUUAUAAAAAGUUAUACGAUAUGAUAUGAUAUUGUAUCA
Magallana angulata is the source of this 4678-nucleotide messenger RNA. Its product is annotated as MPN domain-containing protein-like. Gene Ontology annotation, molecular function: metallopeptidase activity; polyubiquitin modification-dependent protein binding. The record is from RefSeq and is a predicted model, not a curated record. Gene Ontology annotation, cellular component: BRISC complex; BRCA1-A complex. Gene Ontology annotation, biological process: double-strand break repair. The transcript has 15 exons. The coding region runs from base 73 to 1677 and encodes 534 amino acids. Lineage: Eukaryota; Metazoa; Mollusca; Bivalvia; Ostreida; Ostreidae.